AUGAAGUUCACCGCCUCCGUUCUUGCUCUCCUCGCCGUCGCCACUGGCGCUCUCGCCUCUCCUCACGGCGGACCUCCUCCCCCUCCCCCUCCCCCCCCUCCUCCUGCCCCCAAGAACAACAACAACAACAACCAGGGCAACCAGUGCGGUAACGGCCAGUCUCUCUACUGCUGCACCUCCUCUGGCAAGAACGCCGAUGUUGAGUGUAUCUCUUUCACCAACGGUGGUCUUGGAGGCGUUUGCAACGGUAUCCAGAUGUGCUGCAACAACAACAACGGAAACCAGGGCUGCAACUUCAACGUUGGCGGUGGCACCAUCACCAUCAAGAAGACUGUCAAGAACUUCGGCUGGUAA
Molecule: messenger RNA, 354 nt
Organism: Fusarium mangiferae
Lineage: Eukaryota; Fungi; Ascomycota; Sordariomycetes; Hypocreales; Nectriaceae
Exons: 2
Coding region: 1-354 (117 amino acids)
Source: RefSeq, a predicted model, not a curated record